CUGUUCCCUACGCAGUUGAUGGAGCGGGUGUUGUGGUGGGAGUUUCCCCGGAGCGCUGCUGGACUGAGCUGAGGGUUUAUCCGCUUCGGUAUGAGCUGCAUGCCGCGGACUGGGACACGGAACACCGGGAGGAAACAGACUGAAGUGCCGCUCACGGCGAGCCCGUGCUCAGAGUUUAUAUUUUAGUUAAACGGGUUUCUCUGUUAGCUUGUUUAGCCAUCGAGCUAAUGCUGUCGCUUAUCUGUUGUAGCUAGUGCGCGAACUCCGCGGCCUGACCUGAAGCGAGCUGCUUUAUCCCGCUCUCGGACAUGGAGUUUCACCCCGCCGGCUCUGUGCUGCUGCCUGGGAGCAACGUGCCUGCUUUCCUCACCAAACUGUGGACGCUGGUCGAUGAUCCAGAGACCGACCCCUUAAUCUGCUGGAGUCCAAACGGCAACAGCUUCCAUGUGUUCGACCAGGGCAGGUUCUCCAAAGAAGUGCUUCCUAAAUACUUCAAGCACAACAACAUGGCCAGCUUUGUUCGACAGCUCAAUAUGUAUGGUUUCCGUAAAGUGGUCCACAUCGAGCAGGGAGGCUUGGUGAAGCCUGAGAAAGACGAUACAGAAUUCCAGCAUCCGUACUUCCUCCGUGGACAGGAGCACCUGCUGGAGAACAUUAAGAGGAAGGUGACCACAGUGUCCAAUAUUAAGCAUGAGGAUAUGAAGCUGAGCCCAGAUGAGGUGAGCAAAAUGAUCUCAGACGUGCAGCACAUGAAGGGAAAGCAGGAGUCGAUGGACAACAAAAUCAGCUCCCUGAAACAUGAGAAUGAAGCUUUGUGGAGAGAAGUGGCCACACUGAGGCAGAAACAUGCCCAGCAACAGAAAGUUGUAAAUAAGCUUAUCCAGUUCCUUGUGACAUUGGCGCGGUCCAACCGAGUUCUCGGGAUGAAAAGAAAGAUGCCUCUGAUGUUGAAUGACAGCAGCACAGCACACUCUAUGCCUAAGUACAGCAGGCAGUACUCUCUGGAGCCCUCACCCAAUCUCUCUUCCUCUGGAACGACUUUCGCAGGAGCAGGCAUCUUCUCUAGUAAUGCACCAGUGAAGACUGGCCCAAUCAUCUCUGACAUCACGGAUCUGGCUCAGUCCGGUCCUGCUAGUGCAGAAGAGUGGAUUGAAGAUAGGACAAGCCCAUUGGUGCAUGUAAAGGAAGAGCCAUUAAGCCCCACCCACGUUUCUGAGGUAGAAGAAGUGUGUCCGGUGGAGGUGGAGGUUGGGGCAGGGUCCACUUUACCUGCAGAGACGCCCCUUUCCCCCACCACCUUUAUUAACUCCAUUCUGCAGGAGAGUGAACCAUCACCUGCCCCACCUCUUCCCCCAUCAGAGCAGAAAUGCUUAAGCGUGGCAUGUCUGGACAAUUCCUCCCAGACGUCUGAAGCGUCCCACCCUUGUCCCAGCCUUUCCUCUUCGUCUUCUCACCUCAGAUCGCAGCCACGAAGUGAGCUCAGUGAGCACCUGGACAGCAUCGACAGUGGCUUGGAGAACCUGCAGACCGUCUUCAAUGUGCAGUCCAUCAACUUUGAUUCCUCACCGCUCUUUGAUAUCUUCGGUUCAAACACCGGUGCUGACUUCGACUUGGACAGCUUGACAACUAUUCAGGAGCUGCUGUCGGAGCCUGCCAGAGACACGGAGUGCAGUGACAACAUUAAACCAGGAAAGCAGUUGGUUCAGUACACAGCUCAGCCGUUGAUGGUGAACGACCCGAUGAGCACCGAGAACACGGGCGAGGAUCUGCCCAUCCUGCUCGAGCUGGAGGGAGACUCUUAUUUCAGCCCAGAUCCUGCUGAUGAUCCAACCAUCUCGCUCCUGACCACUGACUACCAAACUACAGGACCUGAAGACCCCAAGCUAUAGUGUGUGUUUAAAAAAAAAAAAAGCUUAUAAAAAGGCAUCUGUGUGUUGGGGGUAUAUUUUGGGCUUGUUUUUUUUUUUUUUGGUGUGUUACAAUUUUCCAUGUUAAAAUCACCAUUUUUCUUUCCUGGUCUAUUUGCUCUUUUAAAACCAUAGCAAUAGCAGAAUCUCUUUCAGCACAGUUUCAUCAUAUCCAUGUUGGUCAUAAAAGCAGUGCAUCAGGCUCUUGUUUGAUUACAUACCUCUGCAGAAGGUGAGAAGUUGAAGCCCUAAUCUGGAAUUCCCAGAACAGCUCUACGGUCACAAGCAGCACGAAGCAUAAUUACUGAGGAUAUACAUUUACAGACUCUCUCCUUAAUUUCAAUAUCAGUAGAAUAUGAAUUACUGAUGCAGUAGGAAUGUAUUUGUAACACACAACUAUACUGUAGUAAUAUGUUAAGGGAAAAAAAAAAUCUUAUAAAUACAUGAGUGCUUCACUUUGUCACCUUUUCCACACAGGUCUUUGAGUUUGUGCACCUUGUUUGUCAGCAGUGGUGAUUCCUGAGUGGGGCUUUAACUAACACGUGCACCAGAACACAUAAUCUACAGCUAAUCUUUGAGUAUUGAACUGUCUUCACUGAGCAUGUAGAGUGUGUGGGCGAGUGUGUGCAUGGUUCUGGGUUUUUUGUUUGUUUGUUUGUUUUGAAUUAAAUGGGAUUGUGUUGUUCGGUA
This is a messenger RNA of Neoarius graeffei (lesser salmon catfish), 2597 nucleotides long. RefSeq names its product heat shock transcription factor 1 (gene hsf1). Lineage: Eukaryota; Metazoa; Chordata; Actinopteri; Siluriformes; Ariidae. The coding region runs from base 309 to 1889 and encodes 526 amino acids. The record is from RefSeq and is a predicted model, not a curated record. Gene Ontology annotation, molecular function: DNA-binding transcription factor activity; sequence-specific DNA binding. The transcript has 14 exons. Gene Ontology annotation, biological process: regulation of DNA-templated transcription.